Molecule: messenger RNA, 6849 nt
Organism: Phacochoerus africanus (Common warthog)
Lineage: Eukaryota; Metazoa; Chordata; Mammalia; Artiodactyla; Suidae
Gene: CHD1
Product: chromodomain helicase DNA binding protein 1
Exons: 37
Coding region: 283-5667 (1794 amino acids)
Biological process (GO): nucleosome organization; regulation of transcription by RNA polymerase II
Cellular component (GO): chromatin; nucleus
Molecular function (GO): ATP hydrolysis activity; chromatin binding; ATP binding
Source: RefSeq, a predicted model, not a curated record
CUCACGGACUCCUGCUUACCCCGAAACGCCCGGAGCCCGAGGACUCACUCCGCGACAGAGACCGCGGGCCCGGGCGCGGGGGAGGCCGCCGAUCCAGUCGGCUCCCUCCGCCCCGCGAAGCCUGAACGCCUGCCGGUGAGUCAGAAAGGGUCCCAGGAAACCUGUGAAUGUUGAAGAAAAUUCGUCUGUGAAUUUGUGGUAUUCAAACAGGAGUCAGUAUUUAUAUUCAUCUUUUAAACUGGGAAGAUUUAUAUUUUAUUUUAAACCUUCUUGAUAUUUACAAUGAAUGGACACAGUGAUGAAGAAAGUGUUAGAAACAGUAGUGGAGAAUCAAGCCAGUCAGAUGAUGAUUCUGGGUCAGCUUCAGGUUCUGGAUCUGGUUCGAGUUCUGGAAGCAGCAGUGAUGGAAGCAGUAGCCAAUCAGGUAGCAGUGACUCUGACUCUGGAUCCGAAUCAGGCAGUCAGUCAGAGUCUGAGUCGGACAAUUCCCGAGAAAAUAAAGUUCAAGCAAAACCACCAAAAGUUGAUGGAGCUGAGUUCUGGAAAUCUAGCCCUAGUAUUCUGGCUGUUCAGAGGUCUGCAAUGCUCAAGAAGCAGCAGCAGCAGCAGCAUCAAGCUUCAUCUAAUAGUGGAUCAGAAGAGGAUUCCUCCAGCAGUGAAGAUUCUGAUGACUCAUCAAGUGAGGUCAAAAGGAAAAAGCAUAAAGAUGAAGAUUGGCAGAUGUCUGGGUCGGGAUCUCCAUCUCAGUCUGGUUCAGAUUCAGAAUCUGAGGAAGAAAGAGAGAAAAGUAGUUGUGAUGAAACAGAAUCUGACUAUGAGCCAAAAAACAAAAGUAGAAAACCUCAGAAUAGAUCAAAGUCAAAAAAUGGAAAAAAGAUUAUUGGACAAAAAAAGAGGCAGAUUGAUUCAUCUGAGGAGGAGGAGGAGGAUGAAGAUUAUGAUAAUGAUAAAAGAAGUUCUCGUCGCCAAGCAACUGUCAAUGUUAGUUAUAAGGAAGAUGAAGAAAUGAAAACAGAUUCUGAUGACCUAUUAGAAGUCUGUGGAGAGGAUGUUCCUCAACCUGAGGAAGAGGAAUUUGAAACAAUAGAACGGUUUAUGGAUUGUCGGAUUGGGAGAAAAGGAGCUACUGGUGCUACUACAACCAUCUAUGCAGUUGAAGCAGACGGUGACCCGAAUGCAGGAUUUGAAAAAAACAAGGAACCAGGAGAGAUCCAGUAUUUAAUUAAAUGGAAAGGAUGGUCACAUAUCCACAAUACUUGGGAGACAGAAGAAACCCUAAAGCAGCAGAAUGUUAGAGGAAUGAAAAAAUUAGAUAAUUAUAAGAAAAAAGAUCAGGAAACAAAAAGAUGGUUGAAAAAUGCUUCUCCAGAAGAUGUGGAAUAUUAUAAUUGCCAGCAAGAACUUACAGAUGAUCUCCACAAGCAGUAUCAAAUAGUGGAGCGAAUAAUUGCUCAUUCCAAUCAAAAGUCAGCUGCUGGCUAUCCUGAUUAUUACUGCAAAUGGCAGGGCCUUCCAUACUCAGAAUGCAGCUGGGAAGAUGGAGCUCUCAUUUCAAAAAAGUUCCAAGCAUGCAUAGAUGAGUAUUUUAGCAGGAAUCAAUCAAAAACCACUCCUUUUAAAGAUUGCAAAGUAUUAAAACAAAGGCCAAGAUUUGUAGCCCUAAAGAAGCAGCCAUCCUAUAUUGGAGGACAUGAGGGUUUAGAAUUAAGAGAUUAUCAACUGAAUGGUUUAAAUUGGCUUGCUCAUUCUUGGUGCAAAGGAAAUAGUUGCAUACUUGCUGAUGAGAUGGGCCUUGGAAAAACAAUACAGACUAUCUCAUUUUUAAAUUAUUUGUUUCAUGAACACCAAUUAUAUGGACCUUUUCUAUUAGUAGUACCACUCUCUACUCUCACUUCCUGGCAAAGGGAGAUUCAGACAUGGGCUUCUCAAAUGAAUGCUGUGGUUUAUUUAGGUGACAUCAACAGCAGAAACAUGAUAAGAACUCAUGAAUGGAUGCAUCCCCAGACUAAACGGUUAAAAUUUAAUAUCCUGUUAACAACUUACGAAAUCUUACUGAAGGAUAAGGCAUUCCUUGGAGGUCUGAAUUGGGCAUUUAUAGGCGUAGAUGAAGCACAUCGAUUAAAGAAUGAUGACUCUCUUCUGUACAAAACUUUAAUAGAUUUUAAGUCCAAUCACCGUCUCCUUAUCACUGGAACUCCUCUACAAAACUCCCUCAAAGAGCUCUGGUCUUUGCUACAUUUCAUUAUGCCAGAAAAGUUUUCUUCCUGGGAAGAUUUUGAAGAAGAACAUGGCAAAGGCAGAGAAUAUGGUUAUGCAAGCCUCCACAAGGAGCUUGAGCCGUUUCUGUUACGCAGGGUUAAGAAAGAUGUGGAAAAAUCUCUUCCUGCCAAGGUUGAACAGAUUUUAAGAAUGGAAAUGAGUGCUUUACAGAAACAAUAUUACAAAUGGAUAUUAACUAGGAAUUACAAAGCCCUCAGCAAAGGUUCCAAGGGCAGUACCUCAGGCUUUUUGAAUAUUAUGAUGGAGCUAAAGAAAUGUUGUAACCAUUGCUACCUCAUUAAACCACCAGAUAAUAAUGAAUUCUAUAAUAAACAGGAGGCCUUACAACACUUAAUCCGUAGUAGCGGAAAAUUAAUUCUUCUUGACAAACUGUUAAUUCGCCUAAGAGAGCGAGGCAAUAGAGUUCUUAUUUUUUCUCAAAUGGUGCGGAUGUUAGAUAUACUUGCAGAAUAUUUGAAAUAUCGUCAGUUCCCCUUUCAACGAUUAGAUGGAUCAAUAAAAGGGGAGCUGAGGAAACAAGCCCUAGAUCAUUUUAAUGCUGAAGGAUCAGAGGAUUUCUGCUUUUUGCUUUCCACAAGAGCUGGAGGUUUAGGAAUUAACUUAGCCUCAGCUGACACUGUUGUUAUAUUUGAUUCUGAUUGGAAUCCACAGAAUGAUCUUCAGGCACAGGCUAGAGCUCAUCGAAUUGGGCAAAAGAAGCAGGUGAACAUUUAUCGUCUGGUUACAAAGGGAUCAGUUGAAGAGGAUAUUCUUGAAAGGGCCAAAAAGAAGAUGGUUUUAGAUCAUCUUGUGAUUCAAAGAAUGGACACCACUGGGAAGACAGUACUACACACAGGUUCUGCUCCCUCAAGUUCUACUCCUUUCAAUAAAGAAGAGUUAUCAGCCAUUUUAAAGUUUGGUGCUGAGGAACUUUUUAAGGAGCCUGAAGGAGAAGAACAAGAGCCCCAGGAAAUGGAUAUAGAUGAAAUUUUGAAGAGGGCUGAAACCCAUGAAAAUGAACCAGGCCCUUUAACCGUUGGAGACGAAUUACUUUCUCAGUUCAAGGUUGCCAACUUUUCAAAUAUGGAUGAGGAUGACAUUGAGUUGGAACCUGAAAGAAAUUCAAAGAAUUGGGAAGAAAUCAUUCCUGAAGAUCAAAGAAGACGAUUAGAAGAAGAAGAAAGACAAAAGGAACUUGAAGAAAUCUAUAUGCUCCCAAGAAUGAGAAAUUGUGCAAAACAGAUUAGCUUCAACGGAAGUGAAGGGAGGCGCAGCAGAAAUAGGAGAUACUCUGGAUCUGAUAGUGAUUCGAUCUCAGAAAGGAAAAGGCCAAAGAAACGUGGAAGACCACGAACUAUCCCUCGGGAAAAUAUUAAAGGAUUUAGUGAUGCAGAAAUUCGGCGGUUUAUCAAGAGUUAUAAGAAAUUUGGUGGCCCUCUGGAAAGAUUAGAUGCAAUUGCUCGAGAUGCUGAAUUAGUUGAUAAGUCAGAGACAGAUCUCAGACGACUAGGAGAAUUGGUACAUAAUGGUUGCAUUAAAGCUUUAAAGGACAAUUCUUCAGGAACAGAACGAACAGGUGGCAGACUUGGAAAAGUUAAGGGUCCAACAUUCCGAAUAUCAGGCGUACAGGUGAAUGCCAAGCUAGUCAUCUCCCAUGAAGAAGAAUUAAUACCAUUGCACAAAUCCAUUCCUUCAGAUCCAGAAGAAAGAAAACAGUAUACCAUCCCAUGCCACACAAAGGCAGCUCAUUUUGAUAUAGACUGGGGCAAAGAAGAUGAUUCCAAUUUGUUAAUUGGUAUCUACGAAUAUGGCUAUGGAAGCUGGGAAAUGAUAAAAAUGGAUCCUGACCUCAGUCUAACACACAAGAUUCUUCCAGAUGAUCCUGAUAAAAAACCACAAGCAAAACAGUUACAGACACGUGCAGACUACCUCAUCAAAUUACUUAGUAAAGAUCUUGCAAGAAAAGAAGCUCAGAGACUUUCUGGUGCAGGAGGUUCAAAGAGGCGAAAAGCAAGAGCUAAGAAGAAUAAAGCAAUGAAGUCUAUAAAAGUAAAAGAGGAAAUAAAAAGUGAUUCUUCUCCCUUGCCCUCAGAAAAGUCUGACGAAGAUGAUGAUAAGGAUGAGAUCACUUCUGUGAAACAUCCAAAUAAAAAAAUUAAAACAGAAAGAGACAGUGAAGAGAAACCUGAGCCAGAUGUUUGUAUAAAGAAGGAACCAGAAGAAAAGAGGGAAGCAAAAGAAAAGGAAAAUAAAAGAGAACUUAAAAGGGAGAUAAAAGAAAAAGAGGAUAAGAAAGAUAUAAAGGAAAAAGAUUUUAAAGAGAAAAGAGAAAACAAAGUAAAAGAAGCUAUACAAAAAGAAAAAGACAUAAAGGAAGAAAAGUUGAACGAAUCUAAAUCUGAGAGCAAGGAAAGGUCUAAGAAAUCUUCAUUGUCAGAUGCUCCAGUUCAUAUCACUGCAAGUGGUGAACCGGUUCCCAUAUCUGAAGAAUCUGAAGAGCUGGAUCAGAAAACAUUCAGCAUUUGUAAAGAAAGAAUGAGACCUGUCAAAGCAGCUUUGAAGCAACUUGAUAGGCCUGAGAAAGGCCUUUCAGAAAGAGAACAACUGGAACAUACUAGACAGUGCUUAAUAAAAAUUGGAGACCAUAUCACUGAAUGUCUGAAAGAGUAUACAAAUCCUGAACAGAUCAAGCAGUGGAGGAAAAACCUGUGGAUUUUUGUAUCGAAGUUUACUGAGUUUGAUGCAAGAAAAUUACAUAAAUUAUAUAAGCAUGCUAUUAAAAAACGGCAGGAAUCUCAGCAAAAUAAUGACCAGAACAGCAACUUGAAUACUCAAGUCAUUAGAAAUCCAGAUGUGGAAAGAUUAAAAGACAAUACAAAUCAUGAUGAUAGCAGCAGGGACAGUUAUUCAUCCGAUCGACACUUAUCUCAGUAUCAUGAUCACCAUAAAGACCGACAUCAGGGAGAUUCUUAUAAAAAGAGUGACUCUAGGAAAAGACCCUAUUCUUCCUUUAGUAAUGGUAAAGAUCAUCGUGAUUGGGAUCACUACAAGCAAGACAGCAGAUAUUACAGUGAUAGAGAGAAACACAGAAAACUGGAUGAUCACAGGAGUAGAGACCACAGGUCCAGUUUGGAAGGAAGUUUAAAAGACAGAACUCAUUCUGAUCAUCGUUCUCAUUCAGAUCAUCGGUUACAUUCAGACCAUCGGUCAAGUUCUGAAUAUACACACCAUAAAUCUUCCAGGGAUUAUAGGUAUCAUUCAGAUUGGCAAAUGGACCACAGAGCUUCCAGUAGUGGCCCUAGAUCACCACUAGAUCAGAGGUCUCCUUAUGGCUCCAGAUCUCCCUUUGAACACUCAAUUGAACACAAAAAUACACCUGAGCAUACCUGGAGUAGUCGGAAAACAUAACAAAAACUGAUACUGUCUUUCUGGAUUUUUCUUUUAGCCAUAUAUCAUAAACCAACACAGUAAUUGCCUUACAUGACUUGAAAGAUAUAAACAGAUCUUCUAUCAGUAGCAGUAUUGUUACUUCUUUCCAGGAUGCAAGGUCUAUUAUCCAAACAGAAGAGAAAAUAUUUUUAUAUUUAAGGAUUAUGCUGCACUGUACUACAAAUAUUGUAGUACUUUUUUUUUUCUUUUUUAAAGAAAUGGAAAAUGUUUACUAUUACAGGGACCUCAACACUGCCCUUCCAUAUAGGCUGGAUAAAAACUGUUUUUAAGUCAGUGAUUUUAGACUGACCUCCAUUUAAAUUAUGUUUGUAUAUGAACUUUACUCUGACCUGUGAUCAUGUUUCAGGAAGGAAUGAAAGAGAGUCUUUUCUUAAUAAAGAAAACACACUCAAGGACUUUGUUCACUUUCCAAAGCUACUUGUUUACAUUGUACACUGCGACCACCUUGCCGCUUUUCAUCACAAGCUUGAAUAUUUAAAUUCUGUACUUAUUAUAUCUGUAAAAUAGCCAGGAAUUUCCUGUUUGUGAUUAUUAUGCCUUUUUACACACACAAACAAUGGCUGUAAAUUAUUGUAAAUGGAUUAAAUGAGCUUUCCUUAUUUCCUUCCCCUUCUCAGGCUUUUUUUGACUGUUCCUUUCCCUACCAACUCAGGCCUUCUUAUCAUUUAAAAAAUAUAUAUCAGUGUAAUAACACUUUUUAAUGAUUUGUCUUGAUGGAAUCAUUAUUUAGAAUGUAAAAAAUGGGGAAAGGGGCCACUUAAUUCCAUUAGUCCUUUUUAUAUUGACUUUUAUUAGAUACAUGUUAUUUCUUUCCUUUUUCUCCCUUUUUUAAGUCAAAAUAUUGUGUAUGUAGUGACAAAAUGGUGAGAUAUGUAAAAAUCUAAACUGCAUGCUCUGGAAACCUUUUCAGAUGCAUUUGGUUUAAAAGGGUAGGUGUAUGAACACUUUCAGAAUCCAAACGGCCAAAAGUUAUUGUAAAUCCAUUUGUUUUCCUUUUCAUGUGGGCAAUAAUGUCAAAUGUGCUAUGCAGCCAGGUAACAUUUUAGAUAAACUUGAUUGACUUUUAAUAAAAACUGUUACAGUGCACACUGAUUGUAUAUAAAAACCUUAUAUAUGACAAAUUAAAUUUAAGAAAAAGGA